GCACUUGGGGAUUCCCUGGGUGGCAGAGGUCAAGGCUCGGGUCUAAAGCCAGGGGGCGGGGCGGGCCUCAGGAACGGAGUGAGGCGCGGGGCUCGGGGAGUAACCGUGCGGGAGGACGGAGGCUCGGAGGGACUCACAGUAGUAGGCCACCACGGGGUCCCGCUUGUCAUGCUCCUGCGCCGUUCUCAAAUGGUGCUGUAUGCUCUUAAACUGCGCGGGCAGCGGCGGCAGAGGGGCCAGCGCAGCCAUCUCCACUCCCGGAAGCGCUACUUCCUACUAGCCGGUCACAGAUACUUCCGCUUCCGCCUCCGAGUGGGGCCACGCUCACCCACGCUUCCGCUGCUGAGAAGCUUGUCCGCAACGGGUGCCCGAAGGAGACAAAACUACGCUGCCUGGCUCAAGGCAGUUAUUAUUUGGAGAAUGAAAGUCUCCUAUGUUGCAUACGGCUCCAGCGCUCUCUGCUGCUGAAGUGCAAAGCCUCAUUUCCAUAGACAGCAAAGCCCAGCACUCCAAGGAAGAACAUUCGCACUGAGCCAAAGAAGAGAGUGUGGAACUGGCCAAUCACGGGUACCUCCCUGAACCUGGUACUUAUGGAUGGCUAGACUGGUUGACAAGGGAAUGUAGAGAUCCAUAUGUCUAUCUUUGUUGAAGAAGUAUGACUCAUGUUUUUAAACCAGAUAUUCGCUAACACAGCUGAGCGUGGGCCCCUCUUGCUGAAGAUACCACACAUUUAGGAUGCACAACUCAGCUCUGGGGACCUGCCAGCUCAGAUCUCCAAUCCUCACAAACUUCCUGCGUGGGCUCCUCCUGCUUGGAGUCGCUUGAGGAUGGAUGUGUAUGGGCACACAGAAUGAAAACAGAUUCAGCCACCUUUCAGUUCCACACAGUUGUACAACAGAACGGUGGAGAGGAGAGCAAAGCUGUGCGGAGAACACAAGACGCCCAGCGUUAGCCGCAGCUUUUCAAGUGCUGUUCAUCAGUUCCUGGAUGACAUCCGCUCCUGGGAGGUGGACCAGUUAGGCAGGUAGGGCUCUGAGUCCCAUAGGGACUGACCUUUGUUCUCCCGCUCGCUAAUAGAGGAAACUAAGCCUUAAAGAUAGAAUAAAUGCUCCACUGCUUUGGCUUUUGUUUUUUGUUUAAAUCGCAAACCAGCGGCAGUGAAGGGAACCUCUCCUAGGCUGAAGCUCUGGAGCGCAACGCGCAGACUUCUCUGCAGGACCCGCGCGGUGGCUCAGUCCCAGGAGCCAAAAACUUGCCAGGAUCAGAGACAAAUUAACUAAACCCACGUCGUGCUCAUUGCACUUUCGAGACACGCGAGUGCAUGAAAACUCCUGCGAGUUCUCUGGGAAAAGAAACCAUGCCCCCCAGGUCUCUCCCCAACCUCUCCUUUCCCACCGAGGCGAAUGAGAGCGAGUUGGUACCCGAGGUGUGGGAAAAGGAUUUCCUGCCUGACUCAGAUGGGACCACCGCGGAGUUGGUGAUCCGCUGUGUGAUACCAUCCCUCUACCUAAUUAUCAUCUCGGUGGGUUUGCUGGGCAACAUCAUGCUGGUGAAGAUAUUCCUCACCAACAGCGCCAUGAGGAGUGUCCCCAACAUCUUCAUCUCUAACCUGGCGGCUGGGGACCUGCUGCUGCUGCUGACCUGCGUCCCUGUGGACGCCUCGCGUUACUUCUUUGAUGAAUGGGUGUUCGGCAAGCUGGGCUGCAAACUCAUUCCGGCCAUCCAGCUCACCUCGGUGGGGGUUUCCGUGUUCACUCUUACUGCCCUCAGCGCUGACAGGUACAGAGCUAUCGUGAACCCCAUGGACAUGCAGACGUCUGGUGUGGUGCUGUGGACCAGUUUGAAGGCCGUGGGCAUCUGGGUAGUCUCUGUGUUGUUGGCUGUCCCUGAAGCUGUGUUUUCAGAAGUUGCACGCAUUGGUAGCUUGGAUAACAGCAGUUUCACAGCAUGCAUACCCUACCCACAAACAGAUGAGUUACACCCAAAGAUUCAUUCAGUGCUCAUUUUUCUUGUCUAUUUCCUCAUACCACUUGUUAUCAUCAGUAUUUAUUAUUAUCAUAUUGCAAAGACUUUAAUUAAAAGUGCACACAAUCUUCCUGGAGAAUACAAUGAACAUACCAAAAAGCAGAUGGAGACACGGAAGCGCCUGGCUAAGAUCGUUCUGGUGUUUGUGGGCUGCUUCGUCUUCUGCUGGUUUCCCAACCACGUCCUCUACUUGUAUAGGUCUUUCAACUACAAGGAGAUAGAUCCUUCUCUCGGGCACAUGAUUGUCACCUUAGUGGCCCGGGUUCUGAGCUUCACCAAUUCCUGCGUCAAUCCCUUUGCUCUUUACCUGCUCAGCGAAAGCUUCAGGAGGCAUUUCAACAGCCAGCUCUGUUGCGGGCAGAAGUCCCAUCCUGAGAGGUCCACCAGCUACCUCCUCAGCUCUUCAGCAGUAAGAAUGACUUCUUUGAAAAGCAACACAAAGAAUGUGGUGACUAAUUCUGUCCUGCUCAAUGGACAUAGCACAAAGCAAGAAAUAGCACUGUGAUUGGAGACCAUUUAAUUCACUCUUGGAAAAUAUCAUUUUCGAAACUUUCCCAUUAUUAUUGAGCAAAGCAGAACUAAAUAAUCUUCACAUUUAUACUUCUCCCUUGCUAAUUCAUCAGGGGAGCUAAUGAUUAAUUCAAGUGCAAAGGAAAAACUUUUGUCUGAAUAGAAAGAAUUUUACAUUAUACAAUACACGUCUAUACUGCACACACAUAACUCACAUAUAUCUCCUGCUAACAUUGGUUUACACAUUCCCUUGAGAUUUAAGGGUUUUCAACAAGCAAAUGUGGCAUAUUUACUUUAAAUUCCUUUUAUCUUAAAUCAUAGAGAACAUUUCCAUAAUGACUCUGUAAUUUAGUGAGAGGUAAUAAUCAAACUCCCAUUAUUUGAAAUAUAAAUUACAUCAUUCUACUGAGUAUAUUUUAUCCACUACUAGUAUAUAUAUAUUUUAAUUUGAAAAAAUUCCCAAAGUAGAACUUAAUCAUUGUUCAUUAAUAUUUAUUGUUCUUUGUAUAAUUAUAAUUUUUAGAAAGGUUUGUAAGUUCUAGAUAUUAUAUUGGGAAGUAUGAUGGAAUUUUAUUAUGAAUUAUAAAUUGUUAAAUGAAUGUGACUCAUCUUGUAUACGUAAAACACAUAUAAUAUGCUCCAAAUUUCAACAUUGUUAUUUAUAUGUUUGCAUGACAAUUUUUGUGAACACCUAAAUUUAUUACAAAUCGGUUCUGCACAGAUAAUAAGAUUUGUAUAAUUCUGAUGGCCAUUUGCUCUUGCAUCUGCCAACUUAUCAGUGUAUGGAAUCUCAAGCAUUUUUCCUCUGCAUGAUAUCACAAUUUUCUCCAAAUAAACAUUUUUCCAUUUGUAAGCAAAA
Molecule: messenger RNA, 3394 nt
Organism: Mastomys coucha (southern multimammate mouse)
Lineage: Eukaryota; Metazoa; Chordata; Mammalia; Rodentia; Muridae
Gene: Nmbr
Product: neuromedin B receptor
Exons: 7
Coding region: 1322-2530 (402 amino acids)
Biological process (GO): bombesin receptor signaling pathway
Cellular component (GO): membrane
Molecular function (GO): bombesin receptor activity
Source: RefSeq, a predicted model, not a curated record